CACAAUCCUCGACCGGUCACCGCCGCUUUUCACAUUUCCACAGUUUUGUGUUUUUAAACUGUUUGAUUUUUACACGUGUUUUGCGUCGUGUCUUCGGAAAGUGAGCUACAUUUGUCACAGUAAGAGGGGAAGAAACAGGUAAAUAGCCACCAUGUUCCUCACCCUCACCCUGCUGCGGAAAGGCAUCCCUGGGAAGCAGUGGAUCGGAAAGUACCGGCGUCCACGACAGAUCACGUGGCAGAUGAAACGCAACACGGUGAAGCGUCUGGAGCUCGAGGCUGAGAACGAAUACUGGAUCAGCAGGCCGUACAUGACUCCGGAGCAGGAGUACGGUCACGCCGCAGAACGCAGAGCUCAGAACUGGCUCAAGAUCAAGGAGGCCAAGUUCGCCAAUUUUCCUGAACACAAGAGCAUGACAGAUCACCUCAGUCAUCUCAAAAUCUCCAAGACGUGGUCGAGUUAAUGUGACCAGUGAACUGACUUGUAAAGACUGUUCUUAUAAUGUGACAAAAUAUAACAUGUUCAUGUGUACAAGAAAGCUCUCAUUUUUCAUUAACAAAAGCAGGACUUUGUAUGUCAGCUGAAAAGCUGCCAUGAAAAGUUGUCAGCGUAGUCCAAUACUGUUUUUAUUCCGUCUGUCUCCAUAAAAUAAAUCUGUAAACAUU
This is a messenger RNA of Toxotes jaculatrix (banded archerfish), 665 nucleotides long. It is a transcript of the gene mrpl57, whose product is annotated as mitochondrial ribosomal protein L57. NCBI's taxonomy places the organism in Eukaryota, Metazoa, Chordata, Actinopteri, Toxotidae. The transcript has 2 exons. The record is from RefSeq and is a predicted model, not a curated record. The coding region runs from base 152 to 463 and encodes 103 amino acids. Gene Ontology annotation, cellular component: mitochondrial ribosome. Gene Ontology annotation, biological process: mitochondrial translation. Gene Ontology annotation, molecular function: structural constituent of ribosome.